GUAGGUUUAAUGGAAUACGACCACGAUGAUUCAUAUACGCCAAGACGGGUUUUUGGUAAAACAUUUCCUGUGAAGGUGACACCGGACAUGGUGUAUGAUCAAGUUGUUAAAAGAUCUUUGACCGAAUGGGCUAACUAUGAUAGAACAUUUUGCCCUGAUAGAGGUUACGUACUUGUUUACCCAGAUGGUCAAUUGGCACGAACAAUUCCUGGUGGGGACGAAGAAUUCGUGAUGGGCAAGUACAAAGAAGAACUUGGGAAAGCGUACUCAAGAAUAAGUUUGUACCUUUGCCCUGUAGCACCAAAACAGAAAGUGAGAGCGAAUGAUGUACUCAUCACUGAUCUACUUACCGAAAACGACGAUUUGGACCUCAAUAGUGAAUUACAAGAAGAAGUGCCUGAAAAUUGUAAUGGAAAUUUGGCAGUAUCUCCAGAAUCCAGUGGAAAUGGGUCUGGGGAAGCUGUUGCAACAUCCUAUGCUUUGACGGACUUUUUACCAGUUGGAGUUGAUGAGAAUGCUGCUGUGCAACAGGCCAUACGUAAUAGCUUGUCUAUGCAUGUCGAUGUGGAAGAUGCAGUUGGUGAUGCUAUCACUGACCUUGAAAUUCUCACAAGUGAUGGUUUCUUGAAUGCAGUUAAAGAGCAUGCAGCAAACAAAAUUCAAGGAGACCCUCGAAACAUUGUUGUUAGCCGAUUAAGCAUAUGGCGAACUGCGCUACCAUAUUUUAGAAGGAAAGGCUUCCUUAAGGAGGAAGAUGCCGUAGAUCAAAGUGGCCCAAGAAGAGAAUUCUUCCAUCUACUUCUUGGAGCUAUUGCACGAGACAGUGGAAUAAUGUGUAGCAUGCCAACAGGUUGUGUAAUUUGCUGCAAUGUUGGAGCCUUGAAUCAAGGAACAUUUUUGGCUGUUGGACACAUGUUGGCUACACUUGUUGUGCAAGGUGGAGAAUUGCCACGAAUAUUUAGCAAAUCUGUUUGCCAAUAUAUUGAGGCAGGGUUUGGCAGCUGUACACCAGAUAUAGAUGAGCUACCUGACAAGAACAUUAGAGAUUCUCUUUUAAAGCUGAAAGCUGCAAAGGAUCAAGGGGGUGUUGAUUCUUUUUUUGGCUGA
Messenger RNA from Xenia sp. Carnegie-2017, 1107 nucleotides. RefSeq lists its product as uncharacterized. The transcript has 5 exons. Gene Ontology annotation, molecular function: ubiquitin-protein transferase activity. NCBI's taxonomy places the organism in Eukaryota, Metazoa, Cnidaria, Anthozoa, Malacalcyonacea, Xeniidae. The record is from RefSeq and is a predicted model, not a curated record. The coding region runs from base 10 to 1107 and encodes 365 amino acids.